This is a messenger RNA of Colletes gigas, 5756 nucleotides long. It is a transcript of the gene PIP5K59B, whose product is annotated as phosphatidylinositol 4-phosphate 5-kinase type-1 alpha. NCBI's taxonomy places the organism in Eukaryota, Metazoa, Arthropoda, Insecta, Hymenoptera, Colletidae. Bases 341 to 3112 code for a protein of 923 amino acids. The record is from RefSeq and is a predicted model, not a curated record. The transcript is spliced from 19 exons. Gene Ontology annotation, biological process: phosphatidylinositol metabolic process. Gene Ontology annotation, molecular function: phosphatidylinositol kinase activity.
UAGACGAAUAGCAGGGAGGCCGGAGGCGCUCUCGAGGUUCGUGGGUGUUCUCAGCCCGGAGCUGGAGAGCCUUUUGGGGCCGCGUAUCGGUGACAUUUUUUUCCACCACAGCGGUGCGAAACGGUGGACACGCGAGUGCGUAUCGAGAAUGUUCAACGAGGGAGUGCGCGUCACGUACGCGUCGCCCUGAGUGUGCCGUGUUUCUCGAACUCGAAAGAGAUGCUGCCGUGCAAAGCGACGACAGAGGAGGCGCGUUCGCGAAACUGUCAGGAAGAUCGUCUACGUCGUCGUACGUGAGUCAGUGCGCUCGGUGGAUCGAAGGAAGGCACGCACGUACAAAAUGGCUUCGGGCGACAAUGUGGACGUGAUCGAGGUGGUCGAGACGAGCUUCACGGGCCCGGCACAACCCACGGAGGAUCACCUAAGGCCGGAGCAGUCCGCGAACGAGGACAAUAAAUCUACGGGGGAUAAGGUGACGGCACUUGACAGCUCUGUAAUACAACAUGGCACCGCGGGACCCAAAACCCCUGUGGGGGUGUCGAGAAACAAGUCGGAGCGAGAGAGAAAGAUUGGUCACAGAAGAGUUGGAGUGGGAGGUGAAAUCACGUACAAAAAGAUCCAAACGACACAAAUCAUGGGAUCGAUACAGUUAGGCAUCCAGCAUGCGGUUGGUGGUCUAGCGAGCAAGCCAGAACGCGAUCUGUUGAUGCAAGACUUCAUGACCGUGGAGACGACGAACUUCCCGAGCGAGGGAUCGAAUCACACCCCGGCCCAUCAUUUCUCCGAGUUUAAGUUCAAAAAUUACGCACCCAUUGCAUUUCGCUACUUUCGUGAUCUCUUUGGCAUUCAACCGGACGACUUUUUAAUGUCGAUGUGUAGUGCUCCGUUACGCGAAUUAUCGAAUCCCGGCGCUAGUGGAAGUAUCUUUUAUCUAACAGAUGAUGACGAGUUCAUCAUAAAGACUGUACAACACAAAGAAGGCGAGUUUCUGCAAACGCUUCUACCAGGAUAUUAUAUGAAUCUGAAUCAAAACCCGAGGACGUUGUUGCCAAAGUUCUUCGGGUUGUAUUGCUAUCGGUGUAAUAGUAAGAAUGUUAGAUUAGUCGCUAUGAAUAACCUUUUGCCCUCGUCGGUGAAAUUGCAUCAAAAAUACGACUUGAAAGGGUCAACGUACAAAAGAAAGGCGUCGAAAUCAGAAAGAUCCAAGUCCUCGCCGACGUACAAGGAUUUAGAUUUCAUGGAGCAUCACGCGGAAGGUAUCUUUUUGGAAGCCGACACGUACAGCGCGUUAGUGAAAACGAUUCAAAGAGAUUGUCGGGUAUUGGAGAGCUUCAAAAUCAUGGAUUAUUCUUUGCUCGUUGGUAUUCAUAAUCUGGACCAGGCUGCGAGGGACAAAGCGCAGGAGCAGAGGUUAUCAGCGAGCGCGGAUGAAGAAGUCGCGGAAGUCGGUGGCGAGAGCGCAGGAUUCCUUCAAGCGGAAAGGGAGCGAGAUAGGGAGGACAGGGUGGGAGCGAGCGCUCUGAACCGAUCGCGAAGCAUAAACCGACAAAGGUUGGUCGCCCAUAGUACCGCGAUGGAGAGUAUUCAGGCUGAAAGCGAGCCGAUAGACGAGGAGGACGACGUACCCAGUCCAGGUGGUAUUCCAGCUCGCAACGCACGCGGCGAACGCCUGUUGCUCUUCCUUGGUAUCAUUGAUAUUUUGCAAAGUUACAGGCUCAAGAAAAAACUCGAGCACACGUGGAAGUCGAUGGUACACGAUGGCGACACCGUGUCCGUGCAUCGGCCAGGUUUUUACGCGCAACGUUUUCAAGAUUUCAUGGCCAAGACAGUAUUCAAGAAGAUACCGUCACUGGACCUGCCUGAGAUUAAGGGGAAUCAUCGCAAAUUCCGUAACCUCGUCACCAGCUACAUAGUAUUUGCACCUCCGUUGAAACAUUCCCCGUCGAAGAGGAAAAGCAUCACCAGGCCGCUCAGGCCCCUGGACGGCGACUUCGAUUCUACCGCGGUGCCGACAACCGGAAGUUCGACAAUGCAUGCUACGUCACCCACGAAGGCCGCGACCCCGACAGACCCUGCUAUCAGCACGACCAGCACGAUGAUGUCCUCUGGUUCCGCACCGAUCGCCACCUCCACCCCGGUGAACUUCGCCUCGGGCCCCGUGAGUCCGCCUCCGUUGACCUUGGCCGCUGGUCCAGGUCCACUCCAUCAAGAGCAACCGUUCCAGCCGACCUCGGCGGCCAAGGUCGCGAGCUAUCCGGCCGUCCUGAAGGGCAGAACCGCCGCCAGCCCGCCGAACCCGAAUCUGGUGCCCUCGGGCAAGAUUCCGCCCCCCGUUCCUCCAAGAGGCACAGGUCAAUCGAGGACCAGGUUCUCGGAGGAGCAACGAGGCCCCGGAACCGCCACCUCUACGUCCUCGAUGGCAUCCAGCCGAGGUGGCACCCUUCCUUCCACCUGCUCCACCCCGCCCCCGCCCUUUGACGAUGCAGUGCGCUCGAACGACCAAACCCUGGCUUCCGGUGGUCAACUGCAGCAAGGUGCACCGACCACGAUCUUAACGAGCAGUCUGAGCAGUGCUCAAUCCAAGCAGAACAAGGUCGUGCAUCACGUCACCCUUUCAAAGACUUAUCACGAUGCCGUCAGCAUAUCCGACGUCCACUUGGAGAGCAGCGGUAGCGGAAGCGGAAGCGGAGGAAGGGAAACGAAGUCGUCGUUGAGCGUCGAGAGCGGCAGCAGCAGUCGAGGAGGUGGUGGCCUAACCUGGACACCACCUGCAGGUAGCGCGGAAGGCUCGACGCCCACCUGGACAGAGGGCACUCCGUCCUACACCGAGAGCUCCAGCAGCGGUGAUGCAGGUUGCCCGACGACGCCGAUCAGAGGUAGCCAGCGUCAAGACGACGGAGGAAGGACCGCUGCCACCGUCGAAGAGGCGCUAGCCAGUCUCACUACGGAAAUGAGACGAACGAGCAGCAACGCGAAGGAUCUUGUGCAGCAAAGAACAUCCCUUUCGAUGUACAGACAAGUGAGAACGAGUUUCAAACGCGCCAGUACGAACCACGCGUCGAUCAUGAGGAGCGUGCAAAGAGCAUUGAGCAUUCAACGUCGGGAACCGUAAGCACUCGUCGAGAAAUAGAACUUUUCAAAUCUCUUGGGAUCGACAAUAUUUUCUGUAUAAAUGAAAAUAACAUUUCGAAUUGUAUGGAGGAUCUGUGAUCGCGCGAGAACGUCGAAAGAUAUCUCUUUCGGUACUUGUCGCUUCGCAAAUGAUAUUUUUUAGCGUAAUUUCGACGCGCGGCUUGUUGGAAAAAUUGUUCCCCAACAAAAAAUCGUCAAUUUUGACGCUGCAAAAGUGAAUACUACGAAAUUUUAGUUUAAGCAGCUCCCCGGUGAUCCGAAAACGAAACGUCAACCUCGUAGAAAAUUUUACAUGUUUGUUUUGGCAGUCGAGCGAUUUUGACAACGUUUCUUAUUACCAGAGAAUCGUUUUCUAAAAAUCUUCCGUCUCUUUUGGAUAGAAAACGUAACUACGAUGCCUGUUUAACGACUUUGAACGAACAAUCGGGCGCAAAACUUCGAUCUUAAUCCUCUCGUGUAGAUUAGCCUUGCGUCUAAAUGUCUACUUAACUAACUGCGUAAGACUUAACAAUUUUUUCGUUGCAUCGACGUCGUCGCGUACAAACGUCUUCGAUAAUCGUUCGAAAGCGAAUAAAAGGAAAAACAAAACGCCUCUCGUCGAGGAAAUAUCAAAGCAAUACUACGGUCGUCUCCGCGCGAGUCCCAUUUCCAUGGGAAAUUAGGGAAACGAUGCAUAUUCGCUGAAUGAAACGACCUUCUUCGCGUCAUAUCGUAAUCUCGGUGCAAAACGUGCCAAGGAAUUGGCGAUUAUUCGCGAGUUUCCUUCGUCUUCGUGGCUCUCUGCUUAUUCUUUAGGUUCCAACGAAAACUAUUAUACUCAUCGACGCGGACGAUCCGCAAACGCGCGGUGAAAAUAAAUUUUAAAAGUCACUUUUUUAAACGACGGUAAUUUUGGAGUCUCUCCAUAAUGGCGUCGAUGGGAGAAAAUAUUCCGAAAAGCAAAGUGGAAAUCGAAAAGAAGUUAAUAUUCGUUGGGAGAAUCUCAUUGUGGAGCUGACUAGUCGAAGCAAAAUGAAUUAGCCGUUCAAGGUCACCGUAGGUGCAUUCUCCCACUCUAUUAUUUUAUAUUUAUCGCACAUUAUUUUUUAUCGAAAUAUACAUUAUUACAAUUCAGUAUGAAAUUGUAAAAAAUAUUUAUAAACCCCAACAGUCAAAUAUAGGUUCUUGAACCUUUAAAAAAAUUAUUUCCUUAUUUAUUCGUUUUUACGAACAUGAAAAUGAAUUAGUAGUUUCUAAUGUUAUUCGCGGAGUGGAGGAAGCGACCUUGAUCAGCCGAUUGGGAAUCAACCCGAAAAUAACAGAGAAGCGGGCUUCGUUUUGACACGUUUCUUCCCAUCGUUAGCGCUGCCAAAAUAUUUUUAGACCACGGCAAUUCGAACCUGACGGUUAAAAUUUAUUUUUGCUCGCGCAGGAAACAAAAUGUCCGCGAAAAAAAAUAAAAGGAAGACGAAGGUCUCUCUCCGAACCUCGAUAACACACUAUAGCAGUAGUCACUACAUUUUUUUAUUCGUAUCGAAUUAUAUAUAUACACACAUAUAUAUAUUCAUUUACGUGACGUUACGAAACUAUUAUAAUUUCAAUUAAAGAAUCCGUCGGACGUAAUUUACUCGUGCCUAUUUUUACCUGAAACGGGUUAUUGUCUAAAAGUAUCAACCUUGUAGAACUUCGAAACAGCAGAUUUCUGCUCGACGGAGGGAAAACAUGGAACCAACGUGCCAUUGAAUAAAUUCGGUACGAAGUGCAUGCACAAGUUGGGCUUGCAAGCUUUAUUAAUUAACCCUUUAACCGAACGUGGUCUGCUUCUGCGAAAAUAACAGAUUCGUUGCGCCAACGAAACCGAUAUUUUAGUUUUGAGUACUCGACAGAUGUUUUAUAUUAAAUCCUUAAUAUUGUAACGCUCUCUAAAAGCAACUGACGCGGUUAAAGGGGUAGAAAAGCCGGGAGAACAAACGACACGAUUGGAUCAAGUUUGCUGGACGCGAUAUUCCACGGUUUUAGAGCGUUCGAUAUUGUUCGAUGGAACCGGAGACCUUUCGAUGCUAUUUUUGUCGUUCGGUGGGUGUGGAAUUUUCUUUUUCUAUUUCAGUUGCAUCCGACAGACGAAUCCGUCGAAUUGUCGCGGCACCUGAUCCAUGUCUGUCCGACAGAAUAGUCGUGUAACGAACAAAAUAAAGCUACACGUUGCCAUUUAAUCGAGUAACCGAUCAACCAACAAUCGCCAAAACCGCGAGCGAUCGUUCGACCGUGCUGUUAACGACAGCACUCGCUUAACCGAGAUUUUCGGCAAUACAUAAUACUACGAUUACUACCAUUAUCAUUAUGAUUAAUUACUAUCAUCCAUGAUUAUUGAUAUUAUUUAAAUAAAGCAGUUACUAUUAUUCUUAUGAUUGUUUCUGUUGUCAAAAUUGAGUAGUGCUUGUGGACUGUGGAAAUCUAUUUAUAUUCCGAUCGACGAGAGCAAUUUUUUUGGAGAAACUGAAGAGUACGGUAAAAAUUAUUAUGAAUUAAAAGUAUAGUAGAUGAAUAGAAAAUUGUAUCUGUCGAGGCGUGACAGCUUGAAAGCUACUGGUAGAACAUUCAAUUAAAAAUUGUCAGAGUACAUUGUAUCUAUCAUAUGAGACAAA